Messenger RNA from Alexandromys fortis (reed vole), 5122 nucleotides. RefSeq names its product EPH receptor B2 (gene Ephb2). Lineage: Eukaryota; Metazoa; Chordata; Mammalia; Rodentia; Cricetidae. The coding region runs from base 149 to 3115 and encodes 988 amino acids. Gene Ontology annotation, molecular function: transmembrane-ephrin receptor activity; protein binding; ATP binding. The transcript has 16 exons. Gene Ontology annotation, cellular component: plasma membrane; dendrite. The record is from RefSeq and is a predicted model, not a curated record. Gene Ontology annotation, biological process: axon guidance; protein phosphorylation; ephrin receptor signaling pathway.
AUGGCUCAUUCUGCUGGCUGCGCGGCGGCGGCGGCGGCUCGUGUGUGUGUGUGCGCCGCGCCCCGCCGCUCCCCGCCGGCCCCCCGAGCCCGGGGCGCGCGCUCCAGCCCCGGGAUCGCCGCGGCCCGAGGCUCCCGGCAGCGUAGCAAUGGCCGUGCGCAGGCUGGGGGCUGCGCUGCUGCUGCUGCCGCUGCUAGCCGCCGUGGAAGAAACACUGAUGGAUUCUACCACGGCGACGGCUGAGCUGGGCUGGAUGGUGCAUCCCCCAUCAGGGUGGGAAGAGGUGAGUGGCUACGAUGAGAACAUGAACACUAUCCGCACAUACCAGGUGUGCAAUGUCUUUGAGUCAAGCCAGAACAACUGGCUGCGGACCAAAUUCAUCCGGCGCCGUGGCGCCCACCGCAUCCACGUGGAGAUGAAGUUCUCAGUACGUGACUGCAGCAGCAUUCCCAGCGUGCCCGGCUCCUGCAAGGAGACCUUAAACCUCUACUACUAUGAGGCUGACUUUGACUUAGCCACCAAGACCUUCCCCAACUGGAUGGAGAACCCAUGGGUGAAGGUAGACACCAUUGCGGCCGACGAAAGUUUCUCCCAGGUGGAUCUGGGUGGCCGCGUCAUGAAAAUCAACACCGAGGUGCGAAGCUUUGGUCCCGUUUCCCGCAACGGUUUCUACCUGGCCUUCCAGGACUACGGGGGCUGUAUGUCCCUCAUUGCUGUGCGUGUAUUCUACCGAAAGUGUCCCAGAAUCAUCCAGAAUGGUGCCAUCUUCCAGGAGACAUUGUCGGGGGCCGAGAGCACCUCCCUGGUGGCUGCUCGGGGCAGCUGCAUCCCCAAUGCGGAGGAAGUGGACGUGCCCAUCAAACUCUACUGUAACGGGGACGGUGAAUGGCUGGUGCCCAUCGGCCGCUGCACGUGCAAGGCAGGCUUCGAAGCUGUGGAGAACGGCACCGUCUGCAGAGGUUGUCCAUCGGGAACCUUCAAGGCCAGCCAGGGGGAUGAGGCCUGUGCCCACUGUCCCAUCAACAGCCGCACCACCUCUGAGGGCGCCACCAACUGUGUAUGCCGCAAUGGCUACUACAGGGCUGACCUGGACCCCUUAGACAUGCCUUGCACAACUAUUCCAUCUGCGCCCCAGGCCGUGAUCUCCAGCGUCAAUGAGACGUCCCUCAUGCUGGAGUGGACCCCACCCCGAGACUCGGGGGGCCGCGAGGAUCUGGUCUACAACAUCAUCUGCAAGAGCUGCGGCUCAGGCCGGGGUGCCUGCACCCGCUGUGGGGACAAUGUGCAGUAUGCACCCCGCCAGCUGGGACUCACCGAGCCACGCAUCUACAUCAGUGACCUGCUGGCGCACACGCAGUACACCUUCGAGAUCCAGGCUGUGAAUGGUGUCACUGACCAGAGCCCCUUCUCACCCCAGUUCGCCUCUGUGAACAUCACCACCAACCAAGCAGCACCAUCAGCCGUGUCCAUCAUGCAUCAGGUGAGCCGCACCGUGGACAGCAUCACCCUGUCGUGGUCCCAGCCAGACCAGCCCAACGGUGUGAUCCUGGAUUACGAACUACAAUAUUAUGAGAAGCAGGAGCUCAGUGAGUACAACGCCACAGCCAUAAAAAGCCCCACCAACACGGUCACCGUGCAGGGACUCAAAGCCGGCGCCAUCUAUGUCUUCCAGGUGCGGGCACGCACCGUUGCAGGCUAUGGGCGCUACAGCGGCAAGAUGUACUUCCAAACCAUGACAGAAGCCGAGUACCAGACCAGCAUCAAGGAGAAGCUGCCCCUCAUCGUCGGCUCCUCCGCUGCUGGCUUAGUCUUCCUCAUCGCUGUGGUCGUCAUUGCCAUCGUAUGUAACAGAAGACGGGGGUUUGAGCGCGCCGACUCAGAGUACACCGACAAGCUGCAGCACUACACCAGCGGCCACAUGACCCCAGGCAUGAAGAUAUAUAUUGACCCCUUCACCUAUGAAGACCCUAAUGAGGCAGUGCGGGAGUUUGCCAAGGAAAUCGACAUCUCCUGUGUCAAGAUUGAGCAGGUGAUUGGAGCAGGGGAGUUUGGUGAGGUCUGCAGUGGCCAUCUGAAGCUGCCAGGCAAGAGAGAGAUCUUUGUAGCCAUCAAAACCCUCAAGUCGGGCUACACGGAGAAGCAGCGCCGGGAUUUCCUAAGUGAGGCAUCCAUCAUGGGCCAGUUCGACCACCCCAAUGUCAUCCACUUGGAGGGGGUCGUCACCAAGAGCACACCUGUCAUGAUCAUCACUGAGUUCAUGGAGAAUGGCUCACUGGAUUCCUUCCUUCGGCAAAAUGAUGGGCAGUUCACAGUCAUCCAGCUGGUAGGCAUGCUGCGGGGCAUCGCAGCUGGCAUGAAGUACCUAGCAGACAUGAACUAUGUGCACCGGGACCUCGCUGCACGCAACAUCCUCGUCAACAGCAACCUGGUUUGCAAGGUGUCCGACUUCGGGCUCUCGCGCUUCCUCGAGGAUGACACCUCUGACCCCACCUAUACCAGCGCUCUGGGUGGGAAGAUCCCCAUCCGCUGGACAGCGCCGGAAGCCAUUCAGUACCGGAAAUUCACCUCAGCCAGCGAUGUGUGGAGCUAUGGCAUCGUCAUGUGGGAGGUGAUGUCCUACGGGGAGCGGCCCUACUGGGACAUGACCAACCAGGACGUGAUCAACGCCAUAGAACAGGACUACCGGCUACCUCCGCCCAUGGACUGCCCGAGCGCCCUGCACCAGCUCAUGCUGGACUGCUGGCAGAAGGACCGCAACCAUCGGCCCAAGUUUGGCCAGAUUGUCAACACGCUGGACAAGAUGAUCCGAAACCCCAACAGCCUCAAAGCCAUGGCGCCCCUGUCCUCUGGCAUCAACCUGCCUCUGCUGGACCGAACGAUCCCUGACUACACCAGUUUUAACACGGUGGAUGAGUGGCUGGAAGCCAUCAAGAUGGGACAGUACAAGGAGAGCUUCGCCAAUGCCGGCUUCACCUCCUUUGACGUUGUAUCUCAGAUGAUGAUGGAGGACAUUCUCCGGGUUGGGGUCACCCUAGCUGGCCACCAGAAAAAAAUCCUGAACAGUAUCCAGGUGAUGCGGGCCCAGAUGAACCAGAUCCAGUCUGUGGAGGUUUGACGUUCGCCUGCCUCGGCUCGCCUCUUCCUCCAUGCCGCCCCCUAAGCCCCCUACGUCGGUCCCUCUGCUGCCCUGUCCACUGCAGGGUCAGCCACCUGCCAGGAGGCCACAAGGCAACAGGAAGCACCAAGAGCACUCCAGCCAACAAGACGUCACCAAGAACCCAUGCAAGUCAAUGGAAGGAAAAGGGAAAGGGGGGAACACGCACCUAGAUCUGGGAGGGGGCGGGACAGGCAAGGACCGUUUGUUCCAAGAGGAUUCUCAUAAGAAGAGUGAUGAUGGUUCUUAGGGGAGAAAAGAAAAGGGCUUGGGGGAGCCACACGGUCUGUCCCAUUGGAAGCCAAGAGCAUUUUCUCUCCAGCUCCUUCUGGGAAGGUUGAGCUGGCCGGAGCCAGGAAACAUUUCCAGGAUGAUUAACAUGAAGGGAAGAGAUGGGCCACCCUCCUUGCCUGGCCUUAGCUGUGUCUUGGAGCGUCACUAACGGCCCAGCCCUAGGCACAAGGGGCAGAGAGACAGGCAGCCAGCCCACAUAGGCUCCAAGGAAGUCCAUUCCAGCUGCCGCCAGCAGACAGGAGACUAGUUUUGUCCUGAGAGACGAUUUCAAAAACUCCGAGAGACUUUCAGCUAAUGGUUCAGGAGGCGGAAGAGGAGCUUCUGGCCUCCCAGGUCACGCCAAACAGGCCAGAUCUGCCUGAGGCCCAGCCACCCAGGUCUGCAGCCCCAGGUGGCCCUGCCCUGCCCGGGUGCCUGCUCCCGCUCGGCCUCACCCUGAGGACAAUGCUGCGGGUGACUGUCAUCAGCCACGACUGCCACUGAGAAGCAUUGAUCUUGCAUCUGGGUUUGUUUACAGCAAUUCACGGACUGGGGGUAUUUUGAUUGGGGUGGCUUUGGUCUGGGGAGGGUUUGUUUGUUGGGUUUUUUUUUUUAAAUGACAAUGAAGAGACACUUUGACAUUUCCUACCUUUUGAGGACUUGAUCCUUCUCCAGGAAGAAGGUGCUUACUGCUUACUGACUUAGGCAAUACACCAAGGGCGAGAUUUUAUAUGCACAUUUCUGGAUUUUUAUAUGCUUUUCAUUGACACCCCUCCCUCCUCCCACCUGCUGCCAGGCCUCACCAAAGCCAACUGUCACAGGGCCACCUGGGUCAUUCAGAGACCUCAGUGGGGCUGGGGGAGCGGAAGGAGUUGCACCGAGCAUCCCACCUUGGAAAGCAGACUGAGACAGAUGGGGGCUCCUAGGCUGGAAGUCUUCCCUGCCUCCCUGCACACUUUCACGCUCUUUGCCCUCUUCUAGCUGGUACUUUGCAGGCACAGAGGCCCCUUCAGGUUCUUGGGUGCUCUCCGAUGGCCAAAACCCAAUUUCACCUCUGGGAGCCUGGAGCAGGCUACCCAGGACAUCAGGACCCUGAUCAUUCACUGUGACACCCCAGCCCUCCAAGGGUACCCCUCAGAGACCAUGUGACUCUCUUUCUAUCUCUCACUUCUUCCUUCCCUGAGGCCUUUGCCCAGGUCUUAAAGUCUUGGCCAGAGGAACAUCGUCAGCCAAGGGAUCUGGCCACAGACUCCCCUGUGGGCCAGCGCAGGAACCCGAGCAGAACAAUCCGUUAGUGAAUUGAAUGGAAAUAAAUGCUUUAGUUAUAAAAUGACCCCUGUACUCUGUAAGUUCCGAGAAAAAGACCCUGUCACUUUGGGGACCUGCCAAAUGACUUUGAAUGCUCUUGCAAAGGAGGGACUCUUCCCAACCCCCAUGCUGGCCCCUCCCUCCUCCAGGAUCCUAAAGGCCCAGACUGAGGAAAUUCAUGGAGGGGCCGGGUGGGGGGGAGUUCAUGUAGCUUUCCUAGCUCAGGGUCUUCAGAAGCACAGGCAGGCAAUGGAUUAGCUCAGCUCUGCAGAGUGAGCCACACGGAAGACACAUUAGAAGCAGGGGUGUACAUGAGACUCAGAAUGCCCCUGCCAGAGGACAGGGACUAUGGGUAUUGGGUGAGCUGUGGUCAGGUGGUUGUGAUGU